AUUCGACCACGUACACAUUAGAGUUUAUACCAGCUGGUACAUAUGUAUAGUAUGAUGUAAACGACGUACUAGCUAGUUGAUCGCCCUUCAAAACAGAGAUGUCAUCAUCUUUAGUGCAAGUAAAAUUGCCUGGGAAAGAUGUUGUCAAACAUGUCAAAGAAGAAGCUGARCACUGGACKGGUGUGAGCCGACAUCUAUGGAUUUCAGCAWUGUUUUUAGGUACAAUGUUGUUAUAUUCUGCUCGUUCAGCUGUUCCACUAUGUAUUGCAGCCAUGAGUCGAGAUCUCAAAUGGGAUAAAUUCUCAGAUGGUGCAGUCAUGUCUGCUUUCUUCUGGGGUUACACACCAGCGCAGGUYGCWGGAGGGUAUCUGAGUGAUUGUUAUGGAGGAGAAAUAGUGUUAGGUUAUACUGGAAUAAUAUGGUCAUUAUGUACGUUUGUUGUGCCUUUUCUUCCUGCUGGUCAGGUGUUGUUUUUCCCUCCCAUUGYCAUAGUAAUUUUAUCAAGAGUCUGCACAGGUCUGUCACAAGGUCUUCACUAUCCUUCACUGACGAAUAUCAUUGUUAGACGAAUACCAUCAAAGCAGAGAAGUUUCAUGACAGCGUUGAUAUUCUCAGCUGGUAAUGUAGGGACACUAUUGAUGGGUAGUGCKGGCUCUCUUAUUCUUGAUAACUCUAACUGGCAAACUGURUUUCUUGUCCAAGGUGUGGUUGGCCUACUAUGGGCAUGGAUAUGGCGGUAUUAUGCUAUCAUGCUUUAUAGUCAAAGUGAUAAAUCUGGAAAACUUAAAGAAAAUGUCCGCAAGAAUUCAUUUUUCUCUGUACCAUAUGGAUUGUUUUUUAAAAAUGUUGGAGUUUGGGCCCUGAUCAUUUGUCAAUUUGCACAUGCUGGAGCAUUUUGGAAUCUAUUUUCCUGGCUACCUUUGUAUUUUGAAGAAGUUUUUCAUGUUUCCCACAAAAAUAAUGUCAUGAAAUGGGUGUUUAAUGUUAUGCCUUGGUUAGUAAUAUUYCCAUCUUCAACUUUGUCAGGACUAGUGGCAGACUACAUGAUAACAUCAGGCUUUUCUGUAACAUUUGUGAGAAAAUUGUUUCAAACUGUCUCRAUGUGUGGAAGCUGCUUGUGUAUGUUAUYAUUUGACUGGGURAAAACCUUCAAUCAAAACCUAGUACUUAUCAUGAUUUCAAUGGGCCUUCAUGGUCUGGCACAUAGUGGAACUUCAACAACCCCUCAAGAUAUGGCACCUAAAUAUGCAGGGUCUUUAUUUGGUAUAAUAAAUGCUGCUGGAGCCUUUUCUGGUAUUGUGCUAGUUCCAUUAUCAGGACAUGUGUUAGCAAAAACUGAAUCAUGGCAAUCAGUGUUCCAUCUCAAUGCAAUCACACUUCUACUAGGAUCAUCAGUUUUCCUAGUGUUUGGUACAGCUAAAAAAAUUAUUUAAUAAAUAUAGUCUUGACGGAUAAUUGGCAUUGGUCCUUGGCAUUCAUAAUGUUUUAGCUCAAACCUAAGUUCUAAACCUAGACCCGCAUAAUAUAUGAAAAUAAUACUUGUACGGACCCGAACAAGAAUAAUAAUAAGACCCGGGGGAAGGGGGGUACUCCCCUAUAUUCGCUAUACGGGGACAGGCAAAAAUUCGGUCUACACGCAGGCUCAUGCAGGAUUUUACUCUGGAACACUGUAUCGUUUUCAGCGAUUUCACUCUGGAACAGGGUCAGGGUUUUGAGGUCCCAGUGGCACACCCCAACCCAAGUUUCAGGGGAGUACGACCCUCAAAACCCUUACCCUGAUGAUCCCAGACUAGAUACAAUCACAGGCAACCCUAACCCUAACCCUAUCCUAGACAAAACUACUACCCUAUCCCAGACAAAAAGACUACCCUAUUCCCGGAUAAAUUGGCAAAAAAUGAUACCCUAUCCCAGACUUGGAGCUUCGAAAAAGGAACCCUAUCGAGCCAAAGUAAACCACAGGUACAGCACUAUAACUUUCUUUCAUUUCUAUAUUGUGUAAACCACAGGUUUACCGUUUAAUAAUUUUGUGGAAUAUGUUAAGUUUAAUAAACUCUAAACAUUUUUAUCUA
This is a messenger RNA of Exaiptasia diaphana, 2069 nucleotides long. Its product is annotated as solute carrier family 17 member 9. NCBI's taxonomy places the organism in Eukaryota, Metazoa, Cnidaria, Anthozoa, Actiniaria, Aiptasiidae. The coding region runs from base 99 to 1433 and encodes 444 amino acids. Gene Ontology annotation, molecular function: transmembrane transporter activity. The transcript is spliced from 11 exons. The record is from RefSeq and is a predicted model, not a curated record. Gene Ontology annotation, biological process: transmembrane transport.